AUGGAAGAACCGAAGUGGGAGAUGAUCAACCGCAAAAGGUCUGCUCAGGGUGAACAGCAACCUGCAACGAAGGUAUUGACCAUCAAUACGAGGGAACUUCGAUCGGAGUCUGGAAGCAGCGGAUCAACAACCGCAUCAUCACCGAUCCUCUCGCCCUUGGAUUCGCUCCGCACUGGCGUAUCGCCUGUGAGAAACAACAAUAAUGUGACACCGGCCAUCCUUCCCCCACCUGGAAAAUAUCCUCCGCAGGAAGAUCCAAUUCCGACCAUCGAAGUCUCGAUCGCAAGGUCAAUAUCCGUGUCUAAGGGCAAGAAACAGGUCCUUGUUCCGGUCCGAACUCGAACGGGCCAUCUCAACACCAACGAGAGACUUGUCGCGAGACAGGUUAGAACGCCCCAGGUUACCGGUGGAAAGUCUGCUCAUAGACCUGGGUUCUCGCAAGAUGUGCGCAUUGAAUUGGCGUAG
Messenger RNA from Aspergillus calidoustus, 465 nucleotides. Lineage: Eukaryota; Fungi; Ascomycota; Eurotiomycetes; Eurotiales; Aspergillaceae. The record is from the annotation of a GenBank genome assembly.